Molecule: messenger RNA, 1485 nt
Organism: Puma concolor (puma)
Lineage: Eukaryota; Metazoa; Chordata; Mammalia; Carnivora; Felidae
Gene: UGDH
Product: UDP-glucose 6-dehydrogenase
Biological process (GO): glycosaminoglycan biosynthetic process
Cellular component (GO): nucleus
Molecular function (GO): UDP-glucose 6-dehydrogenase activity; NAD binding
Source: RefSeq, a predicted model, not a curated record
AUGUUUGAAAUUAAGAAGAUUUGUUGCAUUGGUGCGGGCUAUGUUGGAGGACCUACAUGUAGUGUCAUUGCUCAUAUGUGCCCUGAAAUCAGAGUAACGGUUGUUGAUGUCAAUGAAUCAAGAAUCAAUGCAUGGAACUCUCCUACUCUCCCUAUUUAUGAGCCAGGACUAAAAGAAGUGGUAGAAUCCUGCCGAGGAAAAAAUCUAUUUUUUUCUACCGAUAUUGAUGAUGCCAUUAAAGAAGCUGAUCUUGUAUUUAUUUCUGUGAACACUCCAACCAAAACCUAUGGAAUGGGGAAAGGCCGUGCGGCAGAUCUGAAGUAUAUUGAGGCUUGUGCCAGACGCAUUGUGCAAAACUCACAUGGGUACAAAAUUGUGACUGAGAAAAGCACAGUUCCAGUGAGGGCAGCAGAAAGUAUUCGUCGAAUAUUUGAUGCAAACACAAAACCCAACUUGAAUUUACAGGUACUGUCCAACCCUGAGUUCUUGGCGGAAGGAACAGCCAUCAAGGACCUGAAGAACCCAGACAGAGUACUGAUUGGAGGGGAUGAAACGCCAGAGGGCCAGAGAGCUGUGCAGGCACUGUGUGCUGUGUAUGAGCACUGGGUUCCCAGAGAAAAGAUCCUCACCACUAAUACUUGGUCUUCAGAACUUUCCAAACUGGCAGCAAAUGCUUUUCUUGCCCAGAGGAUCAGCAGUAUUAACUCUAUAAGUGCCCUCUGUGAAGCAACAGGGGCUGAUGUAGAAGAGGUGGCAACAGCCAUUGGAAUGGACCAGAGAAUUGGAAAUAAGUUUCUGAAAGCCAGUGUUGGUUUUGGUGGAAGCUGCUUUCAGAAAGAUGUUCUGAAUUUGGUUUAUCUCUGUGAGGCUCUGAAUUUGCCUGAAGUAGCUCGGUAUUGGCAGCAGGUCAUAGAUAUGAAUGACUACCAGAGAAGGAGAUUUGCUUCCCGGAUUAUAGACAGUCUGUUUAAUACAGUAACUGAUAAGAAGAUAGCUAUUUUGGGAUUUGCAUUCAAAAAGGACACCGGUGAUACGAGAGAAUCUUCUAGCAUAUAUAUCAGCAAAUAUUUGAUGGAUGAAGGUGCACAUCUCCAUAUAUAUGAUCCAAAAGUACCAAGGGAACAAAUAGUUGUGGAUCUUUCUCACCCAGGAGUUUCAGAGGAUGACCAAGUGUCCCGGCUCGUGACCAUUUCCAAGGAUCCAUAUGAAGCAUGUGAUGGUGCCCAUGCUGUGGUUAUUUGCACUGAGUGGGACAUGUUUAAGGAAUUGGAUUAUGAACGCAUUCAUAAAAAAAUGCUGAAGCCAGCCUUUAUCUUUGAUGGACGACGUGUCUUAGAUGGGCUCCACAACGAACUACAAACCAUUGGCUUCCAGAUUGAAACAAUUGGAAAAAAGGUGUCUUCAAAGAGAAUUCCAUAUGCGCCUUCGGGGGAAAUUCCAAAGUUUAGCCUUCAGGAUCCACCGAAUAAGAAACCCAGAGUAUAG